AUGGCUCUUCAAGCUCCCAACUUAUUUGUCACCGAGCCAAUUCCAUCAGGCCAUGUCCGAUUCAAGACGUCAUUGGGCCCGAUCGAAAUCGAGCUGUGGCCACGGGAAACUCCUCUAGCUUGCCGAAAUUUUGUUCAACUUUGUCUGGAAGGCUAUUAUGAAGGUUUGAUAUUUCAUCGAAUCGUACCUGGCUUUAUCGUUCAAACAGGGGAUCCAACUGGAUCCGGAAGUGGAGGUGAAUCCAUUUACGAUGAAGGGACUUUCAAUGACGAAAUCAAUGCACGUUUAAAAUUUACGAGGAGAGGACUUGUCGCCAUGGCCAAUUUAGGAAGUCCGAACACCAACACAUCCCAAUUCUUCGUUACACUGGAUCGGACAGAAGAAUUACAAGACAAGCAUACCAUCUUUGGAUCCGUGAUCGGAGAUACCAUUUACAAUGUAAUGAAACUUGGCGAAGUGGAGAUUGACAAGAACGAGCGCCCGAUUCAUCCACCCAUAAUCAAGAGCGUCGAGGUGAUUGACAACCCGUUUCCAGAUAUCGUGCCCCGAAUCACUUCUGCUCAACGUAAAGAACAAGCCAAAGCUCGAAAGGAAGCCAAGAAGGAGAAACAGAAGGAGAAAAUGCUUGCAAAACACAAGGCAUUGGGCCAAGUUGAGUCUAAUUUUGGUUGGUUGCUUGUCUAUGUCGAAAAUAAAGGAUUGCUUUCGUUCGCCGAGGAGGAGAGGCUCACGGAGACCUCGGAUGGCUCCAAGAACCGCAAACUGAAAAGCGCUCAUGAUCUUGAAGCAUCAUCACAACUCUCACAAGCAGUCCUAGACCAAAGACCUUCGCUCAAUCAGCUGAACUUGCCCGAAAAUUUCAAGUCGACGCUUCCUGCAACAAUACCAGAAAAUCCCUUGAAAGUUCAUGAAGCUCUUCGUGCCGUUGUUGGACGCGAACGUUCCGGCCCGUCUGAAAGUGGCAAAACAAAUACCAAAGAGAGUCCAGUUGAUGAUUCUUCCAACAAAAAGGGCAAGGGCAAACAUGAAAAAAAAUCCAAAGAAUCAAACACAGAGCUUAGUGCAGCCGAUCAAGUCAAAGCUGAUAUCAUCAAGAUGCAAGCCGAGUUGAAGAAGAUGUCCAAACGACAUGAUUCCGAUUCAGACAGCGAAGAAGACAAAACGAAAGGCAAGACCGAGAAAACACAGAAACGGAAAGUUACACACGAUGGCCACUCGUUACUUGAGGAAGAAAGGAAGAAAUACAAGGCUCGAGCAGGCGAUAAGAAGACGGCAGGCCGUGGGGCUGCCAGCGAGGCCGAGUCGAUUCUUGACAGCUUUAGGAGGAAGCUUCGGGAGGCAAAGCCAUUGACUAAACCGGCUGAAGAGGCAGAGCGUGUCGACGGAUAUGCGGGCGAAGUUGAUCCUACUCAGGAUGGCGUGUUGGGAGAUGUAGAUGGAGACGAUGACGGAUGGAUGGCCCAUACACUGCAAUUCAGGAAAGAUGCUACAGCCGAUCUUCACAAAGUAGAUGAAUAUGCAGUCAUCGAUCCCCUGCGGGAAAGAAAGCUCACCCUCGAUGAACUCGAGGCAAGAAAGAACGAGAAGCGAUUUGACAAUCGCCCCCAACCUCGCAAUUCUGACCGGCGCAAAAAGAAAUAA
Molecule: messenger RNA, 1641 nt
Organism: Puccinia graminis f. sp. tritici CRL 75-36-700-3
Lineage: Eukaryota; Fungi; Basidiomycota; Pucciniomycetes; Pucciniales; Pucciniaceae
Exons: 9
Coding region: 1-1641 (546 amino acids)
Biological process (GO): protein folding; protein peptidyl-prolyl isomerization
Cellular component (GO): catalytic step 2 spliceosome
Molecular function (GO): peptidyl-prolyl cis-trans isomerase activity
Source: RefSeq, a predicted model, not a curated record